AUGAUCACAAUGUCUAUUGCUCCUUCCGCUUCUUCCGCUACUGAUAAACGAAUGGAGCGUCCUCUCGACAACCGCAAAGCGGUCAAAUCCCCCAUGCCAAAGAUAGCACAGGAUCACGUUGCUCCUGUGAAAAAUUUGCAACAUGUUCCCUGCAAGUUCUUUCGUCAUGGUACAUGUACUGCCGGUGAGAAUUGCCCUUUUAGUCAUUCUCUUGAAACAGAGCGUCCAGUUUGUAAAUACCAUCUGAAAGGAAAUUGCAAAUUUGGCUCCAAAUGUGCUCUUUCUCAUUCGCUCCCAGUCAAUGACUCUGCAAUCCCCUCUGGCUUGUCUGAAACCAAUCCCCCUCCAAAUCAUCUUCCAUUUGGUAACUCUAUGAAACACAUGCCGAGCUCUUCCAUUUCCUCUUCGUUCCCCCAGAAAAUUCAAAGAACCGCGUUUGAUCAAAUGGAUUUGAAGGGCUCCAUCGGCAUGAAAAGUAAUCUUCUUAAUCCUGGCUUUUCUGCGUCCCCUCCGUCUUUGCCUCCCUUCUCUCAUUCUCCAGGACGUUCUUCUACGUCUUCUUAUCUAAAUAAUCUCACGUCUACUCAACCACUGUUAGGCACCGCAAAUCAUGGUAAACAGCUCGACGAUUAUUCUACCGAUAUUAAUUCGGGAUUGGCUUCCUCUAUGAAUGGUGUUUCUAUUGCAUCCUCCUUGGCUACGUCGCCAUCUUCAUUUAGCGCUGCAUCGAGUGCAUCCUCAAACAACCUCAAUGGUUCCAAAGGGCUUUUACAUCAACAAAUGAAUAAUGAAAACAACCGAGAUUACAUGAUCCGCCAUCCAUCUCUCUUAACCACUUAUGCAAAUCGGCCUUCUUCUGAGAAAACCACUUCUUUGUCGAAAUUGCCUGCAGAAUUGGUGAAACCUAAUGCACCAUUACAGAGUCCUCAACUGAAUGGUAAGGUUAAUAGUAAUUUACCCAAGCAUCGUCCUUCCGUUAACCCUUCUCUUACCGGGAUUCAGCUUUCGUCAGGUGCUACACGUCGAUAUGCAGUUCGCAGUAAUUCUUAUGCCGAUGCAUUCCCCUCGGUGGUUUCCACAAGUCUGCCAAAUCGUGUGGAUUUGAAUCAUCAAAUGGACAUGAGUGACGAUGAACAGAGGUACCUGAAUACUCCAAUGGGUAGCUUUGACGAGCCAUUUUUGGGUUCAUCUCCUGUUGGUAAAACGAGUUCAAGUAUGAAACAAUUAUCUGCUCCUUUGUCCAUGAUGAGUCCUACUUUGCCAUCUCGUUCCACAGCAAACACUUUGCAAAACAGUAGAUUUGGUGCUUAUUUUUCAAAAUCUAAAUAUGUUGACACGAAUGCCGGUUCUACUAAAAGUACCACCCCUCAACAGGCUGGCGUUGCCGGUGCUCCCAUGAAAAUGCCCUCUUCGUUUGGUGUUCGUGAAGAAUCAGUGUUCAGUUCUCCGAUAAAUGAAUUAACCAGACCUCAGCAACUUGCAAGGCUCAAGAGCGAACCGAUUUUUAGAGCCGGAUCUGUAUCACCUGUGACUACAGGUGGAAUUAAUGAAUCUAAGAAUGAUUAUACGUUGAGUCCAGGAAGCAAUGGAUUAUCGCGGGUAUCCGUUGCAAACACAUCUCCUGCUUGGAACUCAACGCUAGAAGAAGAAACGACAUUUCAAAUGGAUGACUGA
Messenger RNA from Schizosaccharomyces osmophilus, 1674 nucleotides. RefSeq names its product zf-CCCH type zinc finger protein. The coding region runs from base 1 to 1674 and encodes 557 amino acids. Gene Ontology annotation, biological process: protein polyubiquitination. Gene Ontology annotation, molecular function: metal ion binding; ubiquitin protein ligase activity. The record is from RefSeq and is a predicted model, not a curated record. Lineage: Eukaryota; Fungi; Ascomycota; Schizosaccharomycetes; Schizosaccharomycetales; Schizosaccharomycetaceae. The transcript is spliced from 2 exons.